GCUUCUGCGGCCUGUGCGGCGUCCGCGCAGAGCACCCCCGGGGCGGUCGCGGCGGCGGGGUCGUCGGGCCUCCUGCGCCGGCCGCCCUUCGGCGCUCACGACGCCACGGCGUGGUGAGUGACACGUACCGAGAGCCGGAGCGGCGGGUCUGAGCUGGCCGUCCCGCCCUCCGCCCACGCUCCCCUGCUUCCGCUCUCUCUUCCUCCUGUGGCCUGUCCUCUCUCCUUUCUCCGCCGUUCCCCCUCCUGUGGUUCACCCCGCGUCGGUCCUCCACCUCACUUUGCGAGCUGGCCGCCGCUUGCUGUCCGUUUCCCUUAAGAGCUGUGCGUGGUCCGCAGUUUUGGGGGGACUGGACUUUACCUGGCUUCUAGCAGCUCCGAGCCCCGACCGUCUGUCUGCUGGCCAGGGACCGAUUCCGGGAGGGCUGGGUGGGCUCCGUGCAGCCGCCUGCCUGGACAGGAUGUUUGCUAGAGGGCUGAAGAGGAAAUAUGGUGACCAGGAAGAAGGAGUAGAGGGUUUUGGCACUGUCCCUUCCUAUAGCCUACAGCGACAGUCACUCCUGGACAUGUCCCUUGUCAAGCUCCAGCUCUGUCACAUGCUAGUGGAACCCAAUCUCUGCCGCUCAGUCCUCAUCGCCAACACAGUCCGGCAGAUCCAGGAGGAAAUGAGCCAGGAUGGCAUGUGGCAUGGGCUGGCACCCCAGAAUGUAGAACGGGCACCAACUGACCGCCUAGUGUCCACAGAGAUCCUGUGUCGUACGGUGAGGGGAGCUGAGGAAGAGCACUCCACUUCUGAACUGGAAGAUGGUCCCUUGCAAAACUCAGUUUCCGAGCUUCCCGUAGUUGGCUCAGCACAGGGGCAAAGGAACCCUCAGAGCAGCCUCUGGGAGAUGGACAACCCACAAGAAAAUCGGGGAAGCUUUCAGAAGUCACUGGACCAGAUAUUUGAGACCCUGGAGAACAAAAACUCCAGUUCAGUGGAGGAACUCUUCUCAGAUGUGGACAGCUCCUACUAUGACCUGGACACAGUGCUAACAGGAAUGAUGAGUGGGACCAAGUCCAGUCUCUGCAAUGGCCUGGAGAGCUUUGCGGCAGCUGCUCCUCCUCCCAGUUCCACCUGCAAGCCUGACCUGGCUGAGCUGGACCAUGUGGUAGAGAUUCUGGUGGAGACCUGAGAGGACGCCCCAGUGGGCCAAGGACAAGGCCACCACUCCCCAUGGAGCUCACAUGUGCUGUGACCCAGAGACAGACAAGCACUUGUCCUAAGAGGGGCUCUGACUCUUCAGCAAGGGUCUCCAUCUCUGUCUAUGAAAAUAUCCAGGACCGAUAUUCCUCUGCAAGGAUUGCAACCCUGGUGCUGCUGCCUCAGGCUAGUUCCCUGGGGAGGACAGAAUAGAUGCCAUCUCAAGGGACUGGGCUCUCUGAAGGCUUGUGGGUCCUGAGCUCAUUAUCCUGUUUCUGUGACGUUGGAAUCACUGUGGAGGAUGGUGUGCCACAUCUAUGUCAAUUUUAAAUUAGAUAGGUGAACUUUCUAAAACUAAGUUUUAUAUGUUUUGGGCAAUAUUUUGUCUUAAGAUAUAUUUUUUAAACUUUUUAUACUUUAGAUUUUUUUCAGCUAUUUUCUUAAAAGUAUAUUUUUUCUACAAACAUCCUCUGCUGCUACAUUAGAAACAUUGAUAACCUAAAUACGAUUGGUGUGUGUCAUUUUUAAAGUUUAAAUAGAAAACUUUUUUGUUAAUGAGUCUCUACACUCCCAAGGCGACUGUAAAUGUAGCCUGCCAGGUGUUUACUUGAGAGGCUCCAUUAUGGUCUACAUUCUAGUAGAGAGCUUGAAAUGAGAACCAUGCACAGCUCUACUGCCCCCCUCACUGGGUCUGCUCUGCAAGAGCUGGCUUCCUAGGCUUUCAUGUGCUGGAUGGUUUUAUUUAUGCCUAUUUAUAUGUAAAUGCCGCUGUAGGCUAAGGUCUUAUGUCUGGAAAUCACCACACCAGUUCUUCAGAGACUGCUGUGAGGCAGUGCCUUAUGCAGGUCUUGUUCUUGGCCAUCAUUGUCUGGUUCCCAGCCCAGCAUGUGUGACGAGGACAUGACAUCCCAAUUACAUCCAACACUGCAUGCUCUUUUACAUGGAGACCACUGGCUCCCAGUCAUGUGUGUGCUUAGAAAGGAUGUGGAGUCUCACCAUGUGCUCAGUGGGAAAUACCUGUGCUUGCUUGCUUUUAAAAUGGUGCUUGAACAUUUUAAGGUUAAAAACAAUCUGACUCCAUUUAAUUUAUCCCAGGUGUCCCCUAUGCUGUCUGUCUGCUUGGAUCUCAAGGCCUUGAUACCUGAUCGCAUGUCAGACUCCACCCCCAUGUAUGCUUUUUGUUUCUCUUGUGCUUUUUUUGGUCUUCCCCACCUGAGCCUAAGAGGUUUUAUUUUGUAUGUGUGUAUGACUAUUCUUCAAUAUCAACAAUGUAAACCUCUCUUUAUUAAAAGUAUCCAGCAAA
This is a messenger RNA of Mastomys coucha (southern multimammate mouse), 2485 nucleotides long. RefSeq names its product cell division cycle associated 4 (gene Cdca4). Gene Ontology annotation, molecular function: transcription regulator activity. Gene Ontology annotation, cellular component: nucleus. Bases 461 to 1174 code for a protein of 237 amino acids. The record is from RefSeq and is a predicted model, not a curated record. NCBI's taxonomy places the organism in Eukaryota, Metazoa, Chordata, Mammalia, Rodentia, Muridae. The transcript is spliced from 2 exons.